UAUAGUUAAACUCUUUACUGCUUUCGCGACUCAUAAAGUCAGGAACUGGUACGAGGUUUUCAAGCAGCGCUUUACUGGCGUCGUGGCGCUCGUUCUUCAGCACAGGAGGAACCGAAAGGUGCUUUAUAUUGGCUGAUUGAAAACACAAUUAUGUAACAAAAUAAAUCGUUGUGCGGGAGACUGACGACCAGAACCUGGAAGCACUAACUAGCACUAAUUCUGCUCUCCGAUAAAAUCCAAAUAACCUCCGAAUUAAAGAAGAAGAAACGGAAGUACGCUACAUGAUAACGUACAGUGGUCUUGUCCUUCCAUGUAUCGUACAUUGACGGUUUACGGCUGGCUGCUGUGCUUUUGGCAGCCAGGUCUUCGGUGCAGCGCGCGCACCACACAAACGACCACGGUUACGAACUCUGACCAGUGGCGGAUUUCCACAGUGUAUAAUGCAUUUCACAUGAUUGACCGCGCGAUGGAAAAUAUGGAAGACGACAUGGUGACGCUGCAGUUUCCAAAUACUGCGACAACGCCAUCGUCAUCGUCACCGUCAGGCAGCGUGUUGCGACCGCAUCUGGGGAACACUGUGUCGUUCUGGUGCCCCGUUCCCGUGGGCGGGCACUCCUCCCGCAUCAGCUGGACCGUCCAGGGUCGCACCGUCUUCGAACGCGGCCAGCCGGUGGCCCUGCCGGCAUCCCAACCGCAUUCACAUUACGAAUUCGCGCAGUUGGACGACGGGACCGCGGUGCUCCGCAUCCGCAACGUCUCCCUGGCGUCCAGUGGGGAGAUCGUCUGCCGCUUGGACGAGGCGGCCAAGAAGACCGAGCUGCGGCGCUUCACUUUGAUUCCCCGCGUCACGCAGGCCUCGGAGGUCUUCGUAGAAGACCUGCCACCGUCGCAGGAGACGGUCACCGGGGGCACCUUCAACAUCAGUUGCCGGGUGCGGCUGCCACUGGCGCCGGAGGUCGUAGAAAACGUGCGACAUCACUUCAUGUGGCGGCACCUGGGGCGGCUGCUGAAUGCGCCGGCUGAGGAGCCUUACACAACGCAUCUGCCGGCGUCGUGGACGAGGACCGCCAACGACACGCGGACUGUCGUGGACCUCUGGGGUCGGCCCAUUGUCAACGUGACGCGCGGUUCGCCGCUUGCGCACGCCGUGGCGCGGCUAUUCCGCACCGCCGUCAGCAACUCGGGCAUCAACGUCAACGCGCCGGGCGCCGUGUUCGCCUUCCACCUGAAUUCAACCGAUGCUGACCAAGGCGAUAUCGGCCCGGUGGAGUGCUGGUUCCGACCGCAUCGUAACCUCCACGAAUGGAUCGUGCAGUCCACCUAUUUGAAUGUCGAGCCAUAGCUCAAGCCUCAGGCUGCUCUUGUGGCGGCCAAUAAUGCAACCAAUGGACAGCAGGCGAUAUGACUACGCAAUUCAAUAUGGAAUAAUUACGGCAACAAUUAUCUGCAGUAUAAAUGGUAUACUUGAAGUACAGUAUAUAAUUAUACACAGUCCCUUCUCAUGUAAAUUGGGACAAAUUCUUCAUUCGAUUAUAAUUGUUGAGCGAAGCUCGCUUUGUACU
Molecule: messenger RNA, 1562 nt
Organism: Paramacrobiotus metropolitanus
Lineage: Eukaryota; Metazoa; Tardigrada; Eutardigrada; Parachela; Macrobiotidae
Exons: 2
Coding region: 311-1342 (343 amino acids)
Source: RefSeq, a predicted model, not a curated record